This is a messenger RNA of Dioscorea cayenensis subsp. rotundata (Guinea yam), 570 nucleotides long. RefSeq lists its product as uncharacterized. The coding region runs from base 99 to 422 and encodes 107 amino acids. The transcript has 4 exons. The record is from RefSeq and is a predicted model, not a curated record. Lineage: Eukaryota; Viridiplantae; Streptophyta; Magnoliopsida; Dioscoreales; Dioscoreaceae.
UUGUCUUCUUCUCUUCUUCUUCUUCUUCUUUAUUCCUUCCAUUUCCUUUCUUUAUUCUCUUAUUACCACUCUCCCAACAGAAGAAUAAUAAAAGCAAUAUGCAUCAUCAUCAUCAUCAUCAUUCUCAGCUCCUCCCUUGUUUGCAAUGCCACCCACAAAGCUAUAUUAGAAUGGUUCAACAUUUGAUUGAGAGAUGUCUCAUACUACGUAUGAACCGUGAUGAUUGUGUUCAAGCUCUUGCUCAGCAUGCAUGCAUUCAACCUCUUGUCACACUUGCUGUUUGGAAAGGAUUACUAAAAGAGAACAAGGGUUUCUUCCACUCAUACUUGCAUGAAAUUUCACCAAGACAUUAUAACUAUAAAGCUCAUGGGAGAUUUUCAGGGUUUGGUAGAAGGAAGCAAUGGAAAUGUCAUGGAAAAUGAUGAAAGAAAAAUGGCCAAAUAUAUAGUUCAAUUUCAUGAUAGCCAAAUUUCAAAGCCUAGACUAUAAAUAAAUAAUUCUAUGCAAACUGGUUGAUUUAUUUUAAAUCAUUUUAUUAUCUUGAUCCAGGAUAAUUCCAGGGUGCAUUCC